GGCAGGAUUUGUUGUGAAAACCUGGCAACCCUGGAGAUAAUACUUCUAAUAAAAGGAGCGUCUUUACUGAUGAGAUGUGCAUGAAAAUCGCAUUAGAUUUAUUGCACAGCCCUAGCAUAUUGCCAUUUUAAUUGUGAUCUUGUUGAAGAUUUUAAUUUUGAGUCAGAGCACAAGGGGCAGCUGUGGCCUAAUGGUUAGAGAGCCAGAUUCAUCUUGUUCAAGUUUCGGUGCCAGCAGGAGUUGUAGGUGGGAGGGAGUUAAUGAACAGUCAGUGCUCUCUUCUACCCUCAAUAAUACCCAUGGUUGAAGUGUGGCCCUGAACCCCCUGUUGCUCCCGGGAACUGGAUCUAUAGCUGCCCACAGCUCUGGGUGUGUGUUCACUUCUCACUGCUAUGUGUGUGCACUUGGAUGGGUUAAAUGCAGAGCACCAAUUACAAGUAUGGGCAUAGGUGACAAAUAUCAUGACUUUCCCUUUUCACUUUCACUUUUCACUUUCACUUUCACAAGGGGGUUUGGUGAGAUCAACGUAAAGAAGUGUUUUGGACAGAUUGUAAGAGAAAUGAUUGGAAAGAAAUUUUUUUUAUGAAGGAGUUCGGAAAUCAUGGUGUUUGAUGAAAAUAACAAGGUCUAUUGAUGUAAAAUAUUUACAUUGGUUGUUAGAACCAUUUGAUUAAUGGGUCUAGGUUGAAUAUGUCUUGUGAGAUACCAUCAUGGUUUGAACAAAAAAUUAAAAAUGCACAUAUAAUAAUAAUGAAGGACUUGGUGGAAGUGGCUGGAAAGGAUUUAAGUAAUAUUUUUGCAUUGACUCAUGAACUUGGACUUCCUUCUGAAUUAAUAGAUUGAGAUAUGUUGGAAAAAAUGUUAAGUUCCAUAUCUGAAGAAUGGAUACUUCUAUAUGAUUAUUCAAUAUUACAACAAAGACCAGAAGCAGAAGACAAUUUUCCAAUGAUUUCUCCAGACUUACCAGAUACUGAAAUUAACUGUCCUUUGACAGUAUCAAACAAUUUGCAGGAUAUAAAUAUUAAACUUAUAUUUGGGAAAUAAAGUAUGUUUAAAGUUGUUGAACAAAAAACAGCUGGUACUGUAUAUCGUUCUGAUAAUUCAUUGUGAAAGACAUUUAUGUGUUGCUUCUAAUUUUAAACCAAUGUGGGGUACACUUGAAAAAGUUUUUCAAGCAGUACGUCAUGCAAUUAAUUAUUUGUCUUUCAAUAAAAUUUACUAUCAUCUGUAUGCAACGGACAAAACUGCGCUUGAACCCUGUGUAAUUUUUAAGUUAAUUUUACUCAUACAACGGAGGCGAGACGAUGGUGGCAUUAAUAUGGUGAGUGCAAUAAUUUAACGACCAUGUUUAAUAGGCAUGGCUAUUGUUUGAAAGUAAAUUUAAAGUAAUUAAGGGUAUAAAUACAAAAUGUAUAAGUAUACAUCUGUUCUAUCUAGGUUCAGAGGCCUCUUAACGACUUUUUUGAUUUAGAAGGAAGAAAUGCUUUGGUAGUGUAAGUAUGGUCCUCAUAAAAGAGAGCAUAGCUAACGUUAUAUUAAAAUUAUCCCCCGGUUUCACUGACAAGUUUCAGACUAACAUGCAUGUUCAAGCUGCCUUAAAUAUCUUGUACUGGCACAACUUAAAAUAUGUCUGUGCUAUUGUCGUUUUUCAAGAUGCACACCAGUAAAGUUCUUAAGGCAUUUUUAUAGAAGUUAUUUAAAUAUCCUGAUAUAACUAAGACCUAUUCCUGGCUUAAGCUAAGCCCUGUCUGUGAAACCCUGUUUCUAUGUUCAGACAAGGAAUUUAUAACAAUCAUAAGCCAUAACAUAGUCAUAGUCAAACAUAGUAAUUGUUCACAUCAGGCAUGUUCAUACUGUACAUUUAAAUUACUUGCCACCUCACAGCAGAACUCCAGAUCAGCUGUAUGUCGUGUGGGUGGACUGAGACCUGUUCUGAGGAGAGUCACCUUAUUGAAAGCUACACUGCACAAAUAAAUGUAAACCCUUCAGUCGGAUGAUCUUAUAAAGACUGUAAUUUUCAAGGUUUUUUUUUUGUUGUUUUUUUAAUCUGGGACUUUUCUGAGAGUUUCUACUUGUACCACAUGACCACUGUACCUGACUGCUGCAGAUUAAUUUAGGCAUCAAUAGUGAUGCCAUAGAAACACACAGUUCCCGGUCCAAGGACAUAAACUGCUCUAAUUAGAACAUGGUGUGAAUGGCCGCAGAAUAUUGUCUUGAGUAUUUGCCAACAGCAUUAUCUAACUGGCUUGAUAAUGUCUUUAUCGAUCUGUUUCUUCCAUUGUUAGGAUGCAGCUGAAAAGACAGACUCCAUUAAGAAUCCUCAGCGUUGAUCAAGCAAGUCCUCAUCUAACACAUCUAGAGUGGGAAUCAUCUUAGAAGAAACUUUGUAAUGGAUCAACCGACCGUUCUCAGGCCUUCUAUGUCCAUGUUUUCAGACUGAUUUAUGCCCUGCACCUGGACUAAGUGUUUGAAAAGCACUUUUAUUCAGCAGGUAUACUCAACCUUGGAAAAGUCUCCACAUUUUGCAGCGCUUGGUACAGAUCUUUUCUAUCCAGUCCAUUUGUUUGUGAAUGAGACUUCAUUAAGAAGGGUUAACCCAGGAACAUGAUGGGACCUCUGCUACUUAAAUUGCUUUUACAAGGUGUUCUGCUGUAUAAUGCUGUGGGAUGGCAAGUGAGAAUGCCAUCGGAAAUUCAUGGCCUCAGUGGUUCCUGUCUGGUCAUACCAUGUUCUUUCGACCACAGUAAAUCCCCAACCAAAAACCCACAUAGAGUUGUGUGGUAUCAGUGGGUCUCUACUGCUUUUAGUUAUCCUUUAGUUUACGAUCCAUGGUAUCCAAAUUAUGUCAUUGAAAAAUUCAGAGGGAAAACUGAUUUAUAUGGUGAUCCAUCAAAUAGGAAUUGCAGUCUAUUGAUAAAACAUCUGGACACUCGUCACCAUGGAGAGAAAUUAUAUCCAUGGAUUGACCCUGAAAAUGUUGGACGGUUCACCUUCAAAUUUUAUGACAUCACCUCAACUAUUGUUGUUGACACACAUCCACAGGAGCCCAGCAUUUAUAUUUAUGGAGGUGAAAGGAUGGGUGACACAGUCAUAGUAGCAUGUUCAGCUUUUCACACGUGUCCAUACAGCAAUCCAACAAUAACUCUGAAUGGUGUAGAAGGAUCUGAUGAAAUCAGGGAUAAGUCUAUUAAAAACAAUCUGUGGAAAAUCACUUUGACUCGAACAGGUAUCAUAAAGACAGACCGCUCGACUAUUAAGUGUUCAGUAACACAUUAUGGUGGCAUAACAGUGACCGCUACAAAGGACAAAAGUGCAGAAUGUGCUCAUCAUAAAAUAACGAUUGAGCCUGAACUGGCUGAUGUCACAGAGGGCAUCGCAAAAAACUUCAUUUGUAGCGUCCAUCAUUCCUGCCAGAAAGAGAAUCCAACCAUCACAUGGAAUUAUGAGAACAUGCAGGUCACAACGGGGAGCAAAAAACUCUCUGGUGUAAAUCAGAUCAGCUAUUCCAAUAUAACCUUUCUGGCUGCAAAAGAGGACAAUGAAAAAAAACUGAUUUGCACCGUAAAAUUUUCUGGAGCAGACUUUAAUGCAUCUGUUGUUUUACGUGUACAACAGUAUCAAAAACCAGACAGUCCAAUGCAGAAUGAAACUCAUUACCAACACGUGGCAGAUGUGAUACCCAAGAUCACUGCACUGCCUCGUUCAUGUGUGGUAAUACCGUGUAGUUUCAAGAUGGAGGAGGAAUAUGUCACUCGUCUUCGGGUUCUUUGGGUCAACAAAAAAGGUGGCUACAUGUUCCACACCGACCCAGUCGAUGUCUUGGACAACUUCAAAGGACGCACAAGACUCCUCGGAAACCCAGAUGAGCAGAACUGUACUGUGGAGAUGGAUGAUGUGCAAACUCAUGACAACGGGCCAUUCUGCUUGCGGGCAGAAAGGGAAAAUGAGAGAUACAGCUUCAACAACAGCUGUGUGUUCCUAUUAAUGCGGCCAUCUCCCGACAAACCUGUGAUGUCAUCCCUCCCUGAAGAGAUCGAGCCCGGGACACGAGUCACCAUCAAAUGCUCAGUCAACCACACAUGCUCCUCUCACCCUCCCCAAAUCACCUGGAGCGUCCCAACAGCCCGAGAAACUAUCAGCCACCGUCACAUGGGUGGAGGCGUCUGGGAAACAGUGUCCUCUGUGACCUUUAUUCCAACUGGAUAUGAAGAGAAAGAUGAAAUUGUCUGCACUGCCAACUUUUGGGGCGGUAGAACACAGGAAAACACUGGCUUCCUCAGUAUUAGACGAGUUCAAGGGGUUGGAGUUGGGCCUUAUGUUAUUGGAACGUCACUUGUGUUCAUCCUAAUUUGCAUAUUUGCUGGAGUCUUCAUUUAUAAGAGACGACAAAAACGGCCUCAUCAGGAUAUGCAAGGUACACUAACACGAUCUGAGCCAAGGAGAUCAAUGUGGAACAGAUUCUCAAGUCAUUUUAGUAUGCCUGAAGGAAGAAUAGCUUGGAUUAACAGGGGAAACAGAAGUGAUACCAGGUACACUGGAGAUGCUCCAGGAAGACCACCAAAGCCUGAACAAAGACGGAGCAUCUGGAGCCGAUUUUCUAGUAGACACCAAUCACCCAGAACCAAUACAAAUCUGAGAGCAGAAUACAAGGCAAACAACACACGUACAGUGUCAGGAAACAAGCCUUUCUCCAAACCUCAUAUGCCAUCACCAAAGAGUGAGCCAAAACCCUACCAUGGUUAUGAUCAUGAUGCUGAUUUCACCAACCUAUAUGGAAAUGUCUUAUGAAAAUGUUACAUCAGGGCUGCGCAUGUGCUCUGACAGGUGACAUGUGCUGUUUCCACUGUUCAACAUUGUUUAAACACAAAACAAAUAUUCUGAAAUUAAGAAACUGAAACGUAUUUUUAAUGACUUUUAACAUACUUUUAUGUCUUAACCACUAAACAGCUUGAUUGCAAAAUAAAUAAAUAAAAAUAAUAAAUAAAUAGAUAAAUUAAAAAUCUUGAGCACUUAAUCAGUCAAACUCAAAAUCAAAUAACAUUUUGGUAAAAUGGCCAGAAAGUAUUAAACAACCUUUUUCAAAAUACAUUAUUUUCAAAGUUUGGAUAAAUGUAUUUUUUUAAUUAAAUAAAAUCAUUGAAUUACUUAAGAAUGUGGAAUACUGAAGUGCCGCAAUAGAGUCCACAAAUAGCCUAAAAACUAGAGAUGUGACAAUCUUUAUUUUUAAUAUUUAUUUUGCCGCAGUGUCAUUUAUUGUUGAUUAUUUACACAUAUAGUCCUGAUCUGAUUUUUGUAUUUUCGUAGGGUUGUGAUAACAGCUUUGUAAUUUUGGUGGUAUUAUUUUAGUGGCAUUUAGUGGUAAUGUAAUGUGUUUUUACAUUUGACAUUUGAAAACUCAUGUCUGAAGAAUCAGUGAUGAAUUAUGUUUAACUGUAUUAUGAACAGAGUAUUGAUUUUUUUUUUUUUUGUAAAUACAUUGUGCCUCAUUUGAACAAACUUUUUGUAUCAUUAAAAUCAAAUUUUAUUGUUUCUGUGUAAGAAUCUUCAGUAUGUUCAUAAGCGACUAACACAAUGUUCAUUUAUUUUAAAAUGUUUCGCUACAUUUCUCCAGCUUGUGGUUCUCUAAAUGAAUGCUCAUCGGAGCAGUUGUAGGAGGUGGUUAUAACACAUUCAUCUGUAGAAAGAUAGCUAUGAUUAAAUGUCAAACUGCAUUAUUUACAUUUUUCAGUUCCUCAUUUUGAUUUAGAAAGUCUGUUUGGAGUAGAUUGGAAGGUACGCCUUGUCAGUUUUUUAAGGGCUUUGUCUUGCUUGUGUCAUACGUAAGAAAAGGCUUUCUAUUUGAGCCUGAU
Carassius auratus (goldfish) is the source of this 5849-nucleotide messenger RNA. Its product is annotated as myelin-associated glycoprotein-like. Lineage: Eukaryota; Metazoa; Chordata; Actinopteri; Cypriniformes; Cyprinidae. The transcript is spliced from 19 exons. The record is from RefSeq and is a predicted model, not a curated record. Bases 2605 to 4788 code for a protein of 727 amino acids.